CGUCCGUUGCAGAGGCCAAUUAACUCGCCGAUUCUUUCCACAAAUCCAGUAUCAGCUGGAAAGAAAGAGUGGCAAGGUGCAAAUUGUUACCAACCCUGUCAAGACCAGGCCGAAGAGCUCAAGAUAGCGACGGCCCAACACUCGUAUAAUUGGGCCGGACUGGGUUGCGUAAGAGAGUGGCUAGCCUGUGUAUAUAAAGGCCUAACCUUAUGGGAAUCGGUAUCGAAAAACAUUGUACUGAAACCUCUCUAUAAUUCAAAUCCCAUCAUCCUCCUCCUAAUCCUUUGUUCUUUCUAUCCUGAACUCUUCCAUUCUUCCUGUCUCCCUCUCUCGCUCUUGCUCACCAACUGUUCGACAGAAAUCCCAGGAAGAGUUCGUAACAAAUUUGGUAUCAGAGCAGUCGAAUCUGGAUUAUCUAGAGAAGCCACGGUAUCAUUCGCGAGCGCAACUCAAGGCGAACGAGAUGGAGCAGCAACUUGGCGAGCUGAUGACUACGAUGACUUCAAUUCAGAAGCAGAACGAGGCUAUCAUGAUUUCGGUGGAAUCCAUCGAGGAAAUCAAGCCGAUGGUUGUGGAGCUAGCGGGAUGGAAGCCGACGGUAGAGAAGGUGGUGGCGGAAUUGCGGGACGAGGUGGGCGACAUCCGCGCUCAGCUCGAGAAGAUGGUGAAGCAGCCCGCGCCGUCCCCAAAUCAAGUCAAGUCGGAGUCCGUCAAGCCGGAUCCCGUCAAGCCGGAGGAAAUGGCUCCACGUCUUCCGACGCCGCCUGGGGCAAAGCGGCUGCCGAAGAGGACGGUGGAAAACCGACCUUCCACGUCGGCGUUCGGCAAAGGAGCGCCUAGGCAAUUUUGCCACCACGAGGCUUCGAAUCACCGGGGGAAGGCUGUGUGGGGAAACAACUCCCCACGAACUCCCCCGGUCAAGGGUGCGUAUAACUCUACUUCCCCUUUCCAUUCAGUUCCUGAGUCGAGUGGGGGAUGCCGUGGGUUUAGUUUUGGGGGUCAAAUUUCUGCAUCUAGAGUAGAGUGCCCAGAGUUUGCAGGGGAAAAUCCUAAGGCCUGGAAACUGAAGUGUGAGACUUAUUUUGGGCUGUGUGGAACUCCUUCUGAUCACUGGAUUGGUGUGGCGAUACUCCAGUUCUCGGGUACUGCAUUGACUUGGUUGCAGUCGACCCGAGCUCAUGAAGUUAGUGGGAGUUGGGAGGAAUUCGCUGCCUGGGUGUGUGGGAAAUUUGGUAGAGAGGAGUUCCAAAGUUUGAUUCGACAGUUCAAUAGGUUAAGGCAAACUAGCACUGUGUGGGCAUAUGCAGAAAAGUUCAACGAGUUGAUGCAUGGGUUACAUGCGCAUCAUCCCUCGUGGAAUUCGGUUUUCUUUGUUACUCAGUUCAUGGAUGGGUUGAAGGCAGAAGUGAGAUCUGCUGUUGUUUUACAUUGCCCAACCGAUUUGGAUACUGCCGUGGAAUUAGCUUGUUUGCAAGAGGAAGUACUGGAACAGAAUCGCAAGGAGGGGCGUCGCUUUGAGCCGACUGGGGGAGCCCGAGGACCCUUGCACACUGGUGUUGGACCUUUUGUGCCAAAGGGAGAUGAUAAGCUAACUACUGAAGUUUCUGCUACUGAUAAAGUUGCAGCUCUCAGGGCUUUCCAUCGAGCGAAGGGGCUUUGUCACACUUGCGGGGAAAAGUGGAGUCGUGAUCAUCGUUGUGGCCCUACUGUGCAGCUGCAUGUGAUUGAAGAAGUGCUACAGCUUUUUUCUGAUGAGGUUCCUGAGGAAGUGGAGUCAUCUACUAGCCCCCUGCUGAAUCAGAUGAUGGUGAGUUAUUGGCCAUUUCUCGAGAAGCUGUACUUGGUAUUGAGUCUUCUCGUAUGGUGCGUUUGUAAGGAUUGAUCCAACGACAUGAGGUCUUGAUGUUGGUU
Messenger RNA from Oryza sativa Japonica Group (Japanese rice), 1911 nucleotides. The record is from RefSeq and is a predicted model, not a curated record. Lineage: Eukaryota; Viridiplantae; Streptophyta; Magnoliopsida; Poales; Poaceae.